Messenger RNA from Acaulospora colombiana, 676 nucleotides. The record is from the annotation of a GenBank genome assembly. NCBI's taxonomy places the organism in Eukaryota, Fungi, Glomeromycota, Glomeromycetes, Diversisporales, Acaulosporaceae.
AUGGUGGUCUGCAAAUCAAGUACUGCCAAAACCCCCUCUGUCGCUCAUCUACUUGCUCGUGCAUCUGCCUCUCCCCGCUCACCCCUCCUUGAUCGUGAAGCUUCUGGCGACGUAUUCGUUACAUUCACAGACAAGCAUCGUAAGGUCCUCAACCUGAUGGUUCGCAAUAAACCAUCUCUUAUGAACGGAUCAUUCUCGCUUUUGGUACAAAAUCCCCGUGUGUUGGACUUUGAUAACAAACGGAACUACUUCGUCCAGAAACUGCGUCACCGAUCCCGAAGCGAUCGUGAAAGAGAAAGCUAUCCUACCAUUGCUAUCAAUGUGCGACGAGCGAAGGUCUUUGAAGAUAGCUUCCAGUCUAUUUCACGAUUAAAAGACAAGGAUCUCAAAUACGGAAAGCUGAACAUCCGUUUCAGUGGAGAAGAGGGUGUCGAUGCGGGAGGUGUCACUCGGGAAUGGUUUAGGAUUCUAGCUCGAGAAAUCUUCAAUCCAAACUACGCCCUCUUUGCCCCUUGUGGUGCAGAUCGUCUAACUUACCAACCCAAUCCUGCCUCAUGGAUUAAUCCUGAUCACUUGCGAUAUUUCAAAUUUGUUGGCAGGAUCUUAGGCAAAGCCAUCUAUGACCAGCGGCUUCUUGAUGGGCACUUUGCACGAUCGGUCUAUCGUCAGCUGUUAG